AUGGCGAUGGCGAUGGGGGACGUACCCGCGGCGGCUCCGCGCACUCCCCGCAGCCAAGUGCGCACCGGCGGCUCCGAGAGCCGCAAACUGGAAAUGCGGGUUGAACCACUGGUCGCUGACGCCGCGGAGCGCGUCCGGGAAACGCCCAGAGCCGCCGGAGUACAAAACCCGGACCGCGGGCGGGGACCUCACCCACAGGGCGCGGGGCCGCGUCCGACCGACCGACCGACAGCGCCGCCGCGGACCGGAGCCUUCGCCGGAGAGGAUCCCGCGCGCCGCACCCGCACCGCACCCGCAGCCGCAGCCGCACCCGCACGUAGUGGGGGUGCCUUACUGUUGGACAGUUCCCUGCCGGCAGCGGAGAGGCGGGCCGGAUUCCCGGUGAAGGAGGAAGGGGAAGAAGCGGCCACAAUGCUGCCCAUCAUGACCAACAACCAACUGAAAGCGAGGACUUCCCGAUACUGGAGCAGUCACACCGGUGUACAGUUACACCAGUCUCCCCAAGUCUCGGUUGGUCCCAGUGCUUUGAUGGCUCAGGUCGGCACAGAGUACCAGACCACACAGAGUGCCCCAAACAUCAGACAGACAGAAGAAGGCAAGGUGGAUUUACCAUCCCUCGAUACCUCAGAAUUAAAGUCCAAAGCUUACAAAAUCUCAAUCAAAAAUGAAGGGCGUGUUCAGAAUGGAGACUGUAAGAGUCCAGAGGAUAAAAGGAAAGAUGAGAUGAAGAGCCCUGGAACAAGUAUUGGAAACGAUAGUACUGUAUACUCGCCCGUUGUGGUAGGCCACACCCAAGAUAAUCUGUCUCAACAUUAUGCUCAGGAUGAGACAAGGUUGCUAAGAAAUCUGAAUCCAAUGGCAAAUGCUGUCAAUCAACAGAGCUUAUUACAGGAAAAUCGUAAUUUUUCUUCCAUUCACUCUCCGUAUGCCUCUGAGGCAAAGUCUCCAACACAAAAUAUCAAUGCCCAAAUUACUCGGAGCCCUUCCUUCACUUAUGGAAGUAUUCCGGGUCACAACCUGAAACCCGACCAGCAACUGGGGGCAAGUGCUGAGCAUUCCCUCCGGGUAAUUGGAAGUAAUGCUGAGACUAAUGCAUUGUCAGGUGAAAUCUUCACCCAAGAUCUUCAGAAAACAAGACCUGGGUGUUUGUCCGAGAGCCCUGAAAAGUCUUCGGAAAUACAAGAGUUCACAGAUGCCAUUCGCAGCUUGGACUCCCCUGUGAGACGUAACAAAGUUUCUAAACCUCAGAGGUCGACCUCUCUGUCUUUUUCCACAUUGGCUCCGAUAGAAGAAGAUCUGGCUUCCUCAAAGGAAUCUGAAGUUCUUUUUGCUGCAGAGAAUGAGGCUCCCAGGGAGAAAAUCUCAGCUGAGCAACCUCAGCCAGUCUCGCUGACCCCAACCCUUUCCCCUCUGAUCUCGAUGGAUUUCCUAAAGACAUCGACGAAGAAAGAGAUUCUGACCCCUGGGCAGAUGAUGAAGAGGCAGCUGGAGGAGAAGCCCAAGGUCGGCCUGCAGCGAGCAUCGGCAGAGAACAGCAUUGUUUUCCAAUCCAACCUCUUCACUCGCACGAAGGUGGAGCCCGUGGAGAAGGCAGAAAAUAAGGAAACCAUCAACGGGAAAAGCCGAUGGUCCUGGAUGGACAGUAGCACGGCCCUGUCUGACCACAGGAAGCCUGGGGACACCUUCUCCAGCCACUCCCUGGAGCUGGUCAGAAAAUCACGCCUGGCAAGUGGCUCACCGAUUGAGUCACCAGCCAAACCAAAGCUAGCCAACAGAAGCCAAUCGCAAGAGGACAUCAGUAAAGUAAUGGCCUUCUCGGAUCAGCUCCCAACGACUCCUGCAUUGUCCAGCUCCUUCAAUGGGCGUUUUAUGGAGAGUCCAGGCUUGAAUUUGCCAUUCACUGCCCCCGACUGGCUGAGGACAGACAGCAUGACCAUCCCCAGAACCGAUCUGAACCUUCAACCCGACAUUCCAUUCUUAACCACUAAUCUGGAGCACCAGGUACCCCCUACUAAACAACCCCCUAAGGUGAAUCCUUUUCCAACUGCACAGAAAUCCAAGCUGCAUGAACAGGGAAAAAUCAAUCCCAGACCGGGCAAGAUUAUUAUUUACGAGAAUGCCAACUUCACUGGGUACAAGAAAGAAAUCACGGCGGACGUGAGUGACUCCAGCGGGUGGACAUUUCCACCUGUCAUCUCGAUCAAGGUGGUGCGAGGGUGCUGGGUGGCCUAUGAGAAGGCGGAUUAUAAGGGGAAGAAGUUUGCGUUUGAAGAAGGAGAAGUGGAGCUGACAGACCCCUGGGCAGAGCCUACGAAAGGUGAUGAAGAGCCCACAGCAGACGCGGUUCCCACCAAACCCGUCACCAUUGGCUCCCUCAAGAGAGCUAUCAAGCAAUACAGCGCUCCGGAGAUCAGCCUGUUCGCUGAGCCCAAUGGAGAGGGCAGGAAGCUGAUGUUCUGUGAAGAGUCUGAGGAUAUUCGGAUUUUUGGGUACCAGCCAAAAACAGCUUCCAUUAUUGUCAACUCAGGCCUGUGGCUGGUGUAUUGUGAACCUUUCUUUGAGGGACAGGCAUGUGUCCUGGAGCUUGGCGGCUUCCGGAAUCUCCAGGAAUGGGGCGGAGAGACCGACCACGUGGGAUCACUGCUGCCUCUACAAAUGGGCGGGCCCUGUGUGGAGAAGCUGUACGAACCCAAGGUUAUUCUUUACGAGAAAUCGUAUUUUUCGGGGCGACGCCGGGAGUCGUACAGUGACUCCACCGACUUCCUGUCCCGGUACCCCAACAACAACCAGCCCAUUAUGAACGCCGGCUCUAUCAAGGUGAUCGGAGGAAUUUGGGUCGGCUAUUCGAAGGAAGGUUUCCGUGGGGAGCAGUACAUACUGGAGGAGGGCGAAUACCAGGACUGGCAGGCUUGGGGCGGCUUUAACGAGGAGCUCAAAUCACUACGGCUCAUUCGUGGAGACUUUGCCAAUCCCGCGCUGGUCUUGUACAAUGAGGUCAACUGUGAGGAAGGGGAGUGUGUCAAUGUAAUGGGUUCCGUCCCAGACCUGAAAGAUAUCGGCUUCGAAGCAAUAACGCAGUCCAUCAAUGUGCAGAACGGCGUGUGGGUGGCGUAUGAAGGUGUGUACUACUCCGGUCCUCAGUACAUUCUGGAGAAAGGAAUUUAUCGUCAUCCUGAGGAUUGGGGCGCCAAAUCCUGCAAAAUCAGCUCUCUGCACCCCAUACUGCUGGCUGACACAGAAGUCACACAGGCGCAGCUCAAGAUCCAGCUGUUCUCUGAAUACGAUUUCAAUGGUUACAAUCUGCUCUUCGACAAGGACAAGCCCAUGAUUGCCCGAGACUUUAAGAUGAACUCGUGUCGAGUGCUUAACGGCAGUUGGGCGCUGUAUGAGAACCAAGACUUCACUGGAAACAUGUUUGUGGUAGAAGAGGGCGAGUACCCAGACCUGCCAUCCAUGGGUUGCCGUAUGACAACACACAUCAGAUCCGCCAAGACCAUCCCUUACGUUUUCUCUGAGCCCCAGAUCCUCUUGUACAGCCUGGAGGCCUUUGAGGGGAAGGAGAUUGAGCUGACCUCAGAGGUGAAGAGUCUGGCCGGCGCUGGCUACAAUAACCUGGUGUUGUCAUUGCGGGUCACAGGCGGAGUGUGGGUGGCCUUCGAGCACAGCCAUUUCCGUGGCCGUCAGAUGCUGCUGGAGCCUCACGAGGUCUCGAACUGGCCCAAAUACAGCAAAUUCCCCCGCAUCGGUUCCCUGGCCCCUAUCGUGCAGAAACGGGCCUACUUCAAAAUCCGUAAUCAGGAGACAGACGAGUUUCUCUCCAUCAACGCUAAUGACGAGGACAUGAAGUCGUGCCGUGUGGUGGUGGCCAAGGAGAAUAAGGAGCUUCACCAAAUCUGGUUCUACGAUCAGGGAAUGAUCAAACCCAAGAUGGCGCCUGACAUGAGCCUGCAGACCAUCGGCUCGGUGGACACGACCGGCACCAAGGUGGUGAUCUGGUCAGACACACGGCUGCCAAAGCACUGUUGGAAUUUCGGGUUCAAUGGACCAGUCAGUUGCAUCCUGCACCCUCAGUUGGUGCUCGACAUCAAAGGUGGAAAGAGUUAUGACCGGGACAGCGCCAUCAUCUGCAGCAGCAGCGAGACAAAGCCAACGCAGGUCUGGAACAUUCAGCUCCUGUAAUAUCAUCAACCACCACCACCAACAGAUUGCUUUCAUAUAGCACCAAGGCGCUGGACAAUGAGGGGCUUGCACAUGAGCUCGAGAGGGGUUGAGGGCCGGAGUGUGUGGGUAGGAGGCUGACCAAACGCACGCUCAAAAAGGUAUCGAGACAGCCCGGUCCAGCCUGUGAGCGAUAGGCUCAGGGGUGGGGCUCACAAACUGUUAGGUUGUCUACUGAGUGAAGCUUCUCCCGAGUGUUAGGUGGGGGCAGGGAGCUGGGGUGGGGGGGAAAUCUGUAAAUAUUAAAUUGUUUUGAGAUUUCUGCUUUAAAAAUAAAGAUGCUUUUAAAGAAAUAAUCCGAA
Messenger RNA from Callorhinchus milii (elephant shark), 4520 nucleotides. It is a transcript of the gene crybg2, whose product is annotated as crystallin beta-gamma domain containing 2. The coding region runs from base 1 to 4179 and encodes 1392 amino acids. The record is from RefSeq and is a predicted model, not a curated record. Lineage: Eukaryota; Metazoa; Chordata; Chondrichthyes; Chimaeriformes; Callorhinchidae. The transcript has 20 exons.